Penicillium cataractarum is the source of this 420-nucleotide messenger RNA. RefSeq lists its product as uncharacterized. Lineage: Eukaryota; Fungi; Ascomycota; Eurotiomycetes; Eurotiales; Aspergillaceae. Gene Ontology annotation, molecular function: oxidoreductase activity, acting on CH-OH group of donors; flavin adenine dinucleotide binding. The record is from RefSeq and is a predicted model, not a curated record. The transcript is spliced from 2 exons. The coding region runs from base 1 to 420 and encodes 139 amino acids.
AUGCAUCGUCGACAUCAAAACCCUUUGCACGAUCCUCUCCACUAUGCAACGCUGCAGCUUCCCACCGGCCCGUCUGUAACAUAUGCUUCAGCUUCUCCUCUUCUAUGCGGAUAUGACUACGUAAUCGUCGGUGCUGGUGCAGCUGGAUGUGUUCUCCCUAGCAAGCUUUCAGAAGAUCCAAAUGUCUCGGUCCUGCUACUUGAGGCGGGGGGAUGUAACACCAAUAUUUUUGAAACUAAGGUUCCUCUCAUGUUUCCAAAGCUCUUUCACCCAGAGCAUGAUUGGGAUUAUUACACGAUCGAACAGCCGAAUCUCUCAUCUCGAAAGCUGUAUUGGCCUCGUGGACGUAUACUCGGAGGCUCCACUUCGCUUAAUGCCAUGAUGUACCAUCAUUGCUCAAAAUCAGACUUCGAUGAAUGA